GUUUUCCAUGUGCCGCUAGAGGAGCGCAAGUACAAGGACCUCAACCAGUUUGGGGAAGGAGACCAAGCGAAGGUCUGUGUUGACAUCAUGCAUAAGACCGGAGCCCACCUGGAACUCUCCUUGGCUAAAGAUCAGGGUCUCUCCAUCAUGGUUUCCGGAAAGCUGGAUGCCGUGAUGAAGGCCCGCAAGGAGAUUGUGUCCCGACUGCAGACUCAGGCCUCGGCUACUGUUGCCAUCCCCAAGGAGCACCAUCGUUUUGUCAUCGGCAAAAAUGGGGAGAAGCUUCAAGAGCUCGAGCUCAAAACUGCCACCAAAAUCCAGAUCCCACGACCCGACGACCCCAGUAACCAGAUCAAGAUCUCUGGUACCAAGGAGGGCCUGGAGAAGGCAAAGCAUGAGAUCCUAUUAAUCUCUGCCGAGCAGGACAAGCGUGCUGUGGAGAGAGUGAACAUUGACAAGGUGUACCACCCAUUCAUCACCGGUCCCUACAACAAGCAGGUAGGAGAGAUGAUGCAGGAGACCGGAGCCCGUGUUAAUGUCCCCCCUCCCAGCGUCAACAAGACGGAGAUUGUCAUCACUGGGGAGAAAGAGCAGGUGGCCCUUGCUGUGACUAUGAUCAAGAAGAUUUAUGAAGAAAAGGUAAGCCAAAAACUAAACGAUUACAAGUAA
Messenger RNA from Notothenia coriiceps (black rockcod), 669 nucleotides. Its product is annotated as vigilin-like. Gene Ontology annotation, molecular function: RNA binding. The transcript has 3 exons. The annotation marks the transcript as partial. NCBI's taxonomy places the organism in Eukaryota, Metazoa, Chordata, Actinopteri, Perciformes, Nototheniidae. The record is from RefSeq and is a predicted model, not a curated record.